AUCUUGAGAAGGGUCGUCCUUUUUUUUGUUUUGUUUUUUCUAUAGGGAUUCCGGAGGCGCCGGCCGGUGAGCCUGGGAGGUGCUACGGUGACCAUGGUGGAGGGGGACAAGUGCAGCAGCAACCUGCUGGCUGCAGAAACUGCCAGCUUGGAAGAACAGUUACAAGGAUGGGGAGAAGUAAUGCUCGUAGCUGAUAAAAUCCUUCGAUGGGAAAGAGCCUGGUUUCCACCUGCAGUUGUGGGUGUUGUGUCUUUGCUAUUCCUUUUGAUCUACUACUUAGAUCCAUCUGUUCUUUCUGGUGUUUCCUGUUUCGUUAUGUUUUUGUGCCUGGCUGACUACCUUGUACCCAUUCUUGCUCCUAGAAUAUUUGGCUCCAAUAAAUGGACAACUGAGCAACAGCAGAGAUUCCAUGAAAUCUGCAGCAAUCUGGUGAAGACACGGCGAAGAACUGUUGGCUGGUGGAGACGCCUCUUCACCCUGAAGGAAGAAAAACCUAAAAUGUACUUCAUGACCAUGAUUAUUUCCCUUGCUGCAGUUGCUUGGAUUGGACAGCAAGUGCACAAUCUUUUCCUCACCUACCUUAUUGUAACUUUCUUACUGCUACUUCCUGGACUAAACCAACAUGGAAUCAUUUCAAAAUACAUCGGAAUGGCCAAAAGGGAGAUAAACAAGCUCCUCAAACAAAAGGAGAAGAAAAAUGAAUGAGGCACCUCUUUCAUUCAGUAUCAUAAAUGUGACAGACAUAGUGUUCUUGGGAGCAGU
Messenger RNA from Dromiciops gliroides (monito del monte), 762 nucleotides. Its product is annotated as ADP-ribosylation factor-like protein 6-interacting protein 1. The transcript has a single exon. Bases 94 to 705 code for a protein of 203 amino acids. The record is from RefSeq and is a predicted model, not a curated record. Lineage: Eukaryota; Metazoa; Chordata; Mammalia; Microbiotheria; Microbiotheriidae.